This is a messenger RNA of Trichomonas vaginalis G3, 1212 nucleotides long. Its product is annotated as phage plasmid primase P4 family. The transcript has a single exon. The annotation marks the transcript as partial. The record is from RefSeq and is a predicted model, not a curated record. NCBI's taxonomy places the organism in Eukaryota, Parabasalia, Trichomonadida, Trichomonadidae.
AUGACUUCUAUGGAUGAUUCAAAACGUUCUUUAGUGGUUAUGGCUGAUUCAAGAGUUCGCAAGAAUGCAACAGAACCAAUCAAUACAUACUCAUUCAUUCGUGGAAGUUAUGAUUCAACAUUAACUAGAACAGUGAAUGAUAUAUUAAAUGAUUUGAAUAUUAAGGUAAGAGUUGAACAGAAGAAUGAAGAAAUAAAGACUAUCAUGAAUGAAAACAAAGAUGUAAACAUUGACGAUAAACUUGCUCAAAGCAUAGUUGAUGGCAUGAGUGAUUUUGAAGUACAUAAUGACGGUGGAAACAUGAAUUUAGAAAAAGAAGUUACAUUAUUCACACUGUUUCAAGCUAUUAAUUCGUUACCUAAUCAUUUAAUUAAUGAAGCAUACGACAACGUUUAUAACUUCUGCAAUUUAACAGAAAAUGCAAAAAGUAAUUUUGAAAAAGCACGUUGUAGAUAUGCACAUUUAAUGACUUCUCCAUUUGUUUUAGUGAAGAUUCUAAAACUAUAUCAAAAGGAAUAUUAUGAUGAAUAUGUUUUACCUUUAUUACGUAAGCCAAAAAUAACAUUUGAUAUCAAACUUGAUGACUCGUUUUUGAUAACAGAUAUUAGACGCAAGGCUGAAAAUCAUCAGUAUAAAAACAGUUCUGAAGUAAUUGAGGAUUUAUCACGUGUAAUCCGUUUCGUAGAUUGUGGAAACAAAUAUUUCAUUCAGAAAGAUUACAACAUACACGACAAAAUGAAUCAAAUAUCAUUCGUUCUUCAAUCAAACAUGAAAGAGUCACUUAAAAUGAUUAAAUUAUUUAAAGAAGAAGGUAAAACAAUAACAGCAUGGGAUGUACUACUAAAUCAAUUGUCUUCAUUAACCGUUAAGGGUGUUUGCUUUAAAUCUGAUUCCCCCGAUGUUUUCUCAACGUUUCAAGGUUAUAAAUACAACGUUCUCGAAAAACCAGAUUACUCAAAAAUUGAGAUGUUUAUGAAUUUCAUUAAAGAAGUCAUUUGUGAUAAUAACGAUGAAGUGUAUAAAUACCUUCUCGGCUGGAUUGCAUCAAUGAUUCAACAUCCUGGAAUCAAGAAUGAAACAACAAUUAUUUUGAAAGGACUUCAGGGAACAGGUAAAAACAGAUUUACAGACAUUAUUUCUGAACUUCUCGCUGGUUAUUCAUGCAAAAACAUUACCGAAAUAGGUGAGCUAACGGGUAAUUUCAAUUCAGUA